Molecule: messenger RNA, 2886 nt
Organism: Microthlaspi erraticum
Lineage: Eukaryota; Viridiplantae; Streptophyta; Magnoliopsida; Brassicales; Brassicaceae
Source: the annotation of a GenBank genome assembly
AUGGGACAUAAGGAGCAUGGAGGGACUUGGCACAUGGAAGCAGCUCAACUGGAUACGCAAAGGAAGAAGGGAGAAGCCAUCUUGAAGACCAGCUCGACCGUCUACUCGACCAACCGGUCGAGUUCCUCAACUCGACCGGCCAAGCUUCAACUCGAUCGAGCUGAGAAGUCAACAGUCAAACCCGAAAAAUGUUGCUUCCCCCUUGACUUUCCUUUGACCCUAAACCUAAUCCUCUUAGGGGAAUGGAAACCCUUUGGGAAUGGACUCGGUCGAGCUAGGCAAACUCGACCGAUUGGUCAAGGAGAUGCUCCAAACCGCCACCAACAGAGACAAGGGAUUGUUCCACCACCAGUGCAGAACCACAACUUUGAGAUCAAGCUGGGAAUGAUCAACCUUGUCCAGAACAAGAUGUUCCAUGGAUUGCCAAGUGAAGACCCCAUUGACCACCUUGAUGAGUUUGAUAGGCUUUGUGAUUUGACAAAGAUCAAUGGUGUCUCUGAAGAUGCCAUCAAGCUGAGACUCUUUCCUAUGUCUCUAGCUGACAAAGCUCACCAAUGGGAGAAGAGCUUGCCCCAUGGCACAAUCACCACUUGGGAUGAAUGCAAGAAGGCCUUUCUUGCUAAGUUUUUCUCCACCGGUCGCACAGCCAAGCUUAGAGGAGAGAUAUCCAGCUUCAUCCAGCGAAACAAUGAGACAUUCGCAGAGGCUUGGGAGAGGUUCAAAGGCUACACAAGUCAGUGCCCACACCAUGGAUUCAACAAUGAAUCACUACUCUCCACUCUUUAUAGAGGAUGCUUGCCUAGGUAUAGGGAGAUGCUAGACACAGCUAGCAAUGGGAACUUCCUCAACCAGGAUGUAGAUGAUGGCUGGCAACUUGUGGAGAACAUAGCUAACUCAAAUGGAAGCUAUGGAGAAGAGUAUGAUCGCACCAACCGGAGCUCGACCCACCACUCGAUCGAGUCAGACGAAAAGUUGAGAAAAGAUGUUAAGGCAUUGAAUGAGAAGUUGGAUAAGCUGAUCCUAGCUCAGUCCACAAUGAAGAAAGUCAACUUUGUGUCUGCUGAGGAGAUGGAACCAGUCCAAGAAGGGGAGGAUACACAAUUUGCUGAGGUGUGCUACAUGAGCAAUGGGCAAGGAGGUUACAACAAAGGAUACUAUAAUUACAAGUCCAACCCUGCCAUGUCAUACCGCAACACUGAUGUUGCUAACCCUCAGGACCAAGUAUAUCCUCAACAACAAGCAGCUCGAUCGAGUCAGGUGCCACAACAUGGGUAUGGUCAAAAGAACAAUUACCAAGGACCACAAGGCACUUUCCCUGGACAACAAAUGAAUAUCCCACCAGGCUUCCCCCACCAACCGCCCCAGCCUGCACCUUCACAAGAGAAUGAGCUCAAGGCAAUGCUAAAGCAACUACUUCAAGGGCAAGCUGAUGGGGUAGUGGACACAAGCAAGAAGCUAGCUGAAAUAAACUCUAAGAUCGAGAACCUCAACACAAGGGUUUACUCUCUGGAGAAUCAUGCUUCUUCUGUUGCUGCUGCUACAAAGCAAGGACAACUACCUGGUAAAGCUAUUCAGAACCCCAAGGAACAGUGCAAGGUCAUCUUCACUCAAGAAGGACUUGUUGAAGAAGAGGAUCAAGAAAGGGUCAUUGAAGAUUUUUGUUUACUGCUGAAUGAUGAAGAGAUUGUUGCUGCUGAGGCUCCUGGAGUCCAGAUUGAUCAACCAGAAGUGCAUGCACCUACUGUGGCCAUUCACACUUCACCAGUUGAGCUCGCACGACAAGCUCGAUCGGCAGCUCGAUCGAGUCCAACUCUAGCUCGAUCGAGUCCGACCUCUUCUGUCCGACAGCCUGUUUUGCUUGAUCCUUAUCAACCGGUUGCCGCUUCCUCGUCUCGCCUACUUAGUCAAGGUCACAAGGAAGUGAUUCACAAGUUCAGAAGAGAUCUCAGUGGGAUUGGAAUUGAGUUGCCUCCUAUGGAUAGCAUGAGUGAGGCAUUUGAUCAAAUGCAAAUGGUCAAGGAUGUUCUAGCCAACAGUGAUAAAGUUUCAGAGGUCCUACAAGAGUCUACUCAUCAGUUCAACCUGCUUACUUCACCCACCUUCCUACCAAAGGUCAAGGAUCAAGGGAAAUUCACUCUCCCUUGCACACUUGGGCAUCUUGAGAUUGACAAUGCCUUAGUGGAUUCUGGAGCAAGCAUCAAUCUGAUCUCUCUCUCCAUGGCAGAGAAGCUAGGCAUUGCUGGAGCCUUGCAGCGCCCUACUACUUCAAUCAUGUUUGGAGAUGCAACUUCUAAGUCUCCUCUUGGAGUGUUCAAGAACUAUCACUUGAAAAUUGGAGAAUGCAUCAUCCAAACUGAUCUCACUGUGAUGGAAAUGGAAGAAGAGAAGGAUUUACCUCUGUUAUUGGGAACCCCUUUCCUUAGUACAGUUGGCGCUUCAAUAGACUUUCACAAGCAAGAAGUGAUCCUUCACAAGGUGAAUAGUUUGGUGUCAUAUCGCUUGCAGCCUAGAGGUUCAGACUUUUGUGCCACAAUUGACAGUACCACUCUCAGUUCUAAGAGUCAUGGAGCUACAAAGGUUGUGAAGGAAAGGGUUGACAAGGAACCAAGAGUUGGGAAGGAUAAGGAUGAGAGAGGACCAAGGAUUGAGAAGCCACGUCUUGAGAGGGCUAGAGUUGAGAAACCACGAUCUGAUAGGCCAAGAGCUGAGAGACUUGUUCAAGCCCCUUGUGUGCUUGAUGAAGAGAGCCUUCAAGCUUUGUUUGAUGAGCCACUAGGAAGGGCUCUAAAAGAAGGGGAGGAUGCAGCCUCUAAGGCAAGACCAGGGAUAAAAGAAAGGAUCCACCAGCUCAGGCCCCUUCAGUCAAGCCAUCUCAGCUCACAAUGA